AAAAGAAAUGGUAAUAUGAUUAUGAAGUCAAACAUACUAAUAUAAAAUUAUAAAUAUGUAUAUAUAAACAUAGUAAGUCUCUGGUUGCCGAGAAUAAGCAGCCAAAUUGACUUAACCUCUGUCUCUCAUUCAAAGUCUCCUACCCAAAUUUUCCCUAUAUUUAGUUUCCCCUCACAAAAAUUUUCCAACACCUCAAACUCCUAUCAAAAAUUCUAACCCCUUUCUUUACUCUUCCAAAUUCCCAUGGCUUCUCUGCACGGUCACAGAAAACUCGCAAACUCGAACUCAAACUCAAACUCCGCCACUACCACUGAUACCACAGUCAAAACAUGCCUACAGUUUUGCAACUCCGAAAAAAAUACAACCUCAUCACUAUACUCUGGUUUCUGCCCUGAGGUCUGUUUGGCAAUCUGCCCUUCUCUUUGCAUAUACCCCCUCACAAAUCUUCCCUUACCUCAAGACUAUAACCCUUCGAAACUAAACAAGUCCCAUAAUCUUUCGCCUCUCCUAAUCUGCAUGCUUAUACUUUUAGCCACAACUUUCCUCUUAAUCAUCUUUUAUGUUCUGUAUACCAAACUAUACUUCCACUUCUAUGCACCCAAUAGUCAUUCUUUUCUCCAAACAAGGCCUAGAAGUAGACGAGGAGGAAGGGUGGGGAGUGAUUCUCAGGAUGAAGAACACGUGAGUAGGGUGGUCUUCAACCCCUUCUGGUGCAUCCCUACCGUAGGACUCCCUGCUAUGGUGAUCAACUCCAUCGCCGUCCACAAAUAUGGGAAGGAGAUGGAGGAAACAGACUGUGCAGUGUGUUUGGCAGAGUUUGAAGAAGGUGAUGUACUGAGAGUUUUGCCUAAGUGUAGUCAUGCCUUUCAUGUACCUUGUAUUGAUACUUGGCUUUCUUCACAUACUACUUGUCCACUUUGCCGUGCUCCUAUUAUUCCACCUGAUCAACAAAAUCACGAUCACGGUCAUGAGCACAAGGCUGAGGAUACAUCAGCCUCAUUGUCACCAACAGUGGAGGAAGCAACAGAGGAUAAUUCCUCUGACGAGGUUCUUAGAAUUAGUAUUGUAAGUGGAGAAGAGGGAGUUGAUGGGAAUAAUUUGGAGGAAUCCUUGGAAAAUAGUACUUCAGAUAAAGAUCAAGAGAAUUUGGAGGAAAUUAGUAAAGGGAGUUGUUCCCAAAGAUGGUCUUUAGAAAAAGGGACAGCUAAUUUGGUGACUAGAUCACUUUCUUGCAGUGGAAAGAUUUUUUCAUCGCGUUCUAAUAUUAGACCAAGUCCAAAUUCAUGAUUUCGGAACGAUUAUUUCUUACCAGAACACAAUACAUGGAAGUAUACAUUAAUACAUACCCUUGCAUCCUGAUGGGUUAAUCAUACAUACUUGUCUCAAAGUCUGGUGGAGUGGGGAGAAAUAUCUUUCUGUCUUGACAAGUAAUACCGUUUAGUUGGGAAUUUUCGCGAUCUUUUGAGAUGGGACAUGGAAUAAGAUAUGAAGGGUAGGAAACAUCCAAGGAGAAUGCAGAACUUUGAUGUUAACAUCCUGGUUGGUGGAUGAAACAAGAGUACAAAUUCAUUUUUGUUACUUGCAAGUAUGAAGCUAGAAAACAGGUAGAAUAGUUCUGUCCUAUGAUUUUGUCAUUUGACUAGGAUGUUUGAGCUAGCUUUAAUUAAAUUAGUGUUCUACAUCAAUGAGAAUGAGAAUAAGAAAGUGAAGCAACAGCAUAACUACUUUUACUAGUUUAGCUGUUGCCUUUUAAAACCUAUUUUAAGCAUUGGUAUAACGACUGCUAGUCUGCUACUUCCUCUAUAUUACUACACUUACCUUAAUAUUUAAACCUUUGAGUUUUGGGGUAUGUAAUGAGAAGUCUUUCAAUCCCA
Molecule: messenger RNA, 1874 nt
Organism: Chenopodium quinoa (quinoa)
Lineage: Eukaryota; Viridiplantae; Streptophyta; Magnoliopsida; Caryophyllales; Amaranthaceae
Product: putative RING-H2 finger protein ATL53
Exons: 1
Coding region: 244-1287 (347 amino acids)
Biological process (GO): protein ubiquitination
Source: RefSeq, a predicted model, not a curated record